This is a messenger RNA of Plasmopara halstedii, 969 nucleotides long. Its product is annotated as RxLR-like protein. Lineage: Eukaryota; Oomycota; Peronosporomycetes; Peronosporales; Peronosporaceae. The transcript has a single exon. The record is from RefSeq and is a predicted model, not a curated record. Bases 1 to 969 code for a protein of 322 amino acids.
AUGCGCGAACCAGCUUUCUCCUUCAGACUGCAUCUUUUUGCUGCUAUGAUUCUACUUGUCGAUGUCUUUUCAGCGCUCUCCAUCACGACUCAAACUUUCCGAAACGUGCAGCGGCAUUCAACUGAUCGCCAGCUGAGAGCGCGGGAUUCACAAGCAAAGAAUUAUGUGAUUCGCGACGAAGAAAGGAUGCCACUCCGUAAACUUCCGUAUGAUUUGAACCUGAGUCUAUCCUCCCCGCCGGUUGCAACAUUGAGAACUGCUUUAGAGUUGUUAUAUCCUCAAGCUGGACCGUCGCAGCUCUGGCAUUUUGAAUUUGUGACACAAAUGAAACGUGAACUGUCCGUCAUGCAGUCGCACCCAAAAAAACUGAUUUUUGAUCAAUUGAUUGGCGCGAUGCGUUCAAUGAACCGCAACAUGCAUAUGAAGUGGAACCACGCAUCAGAUAUAUCCGAGUUGAGCCCCUAUACUCAACUAAUCCUCCCCAUCGCUCUAAAGCUCAGACAGAGACUGAGUGAAGGUGCAUCAAAUGAUGCUGAUUGGAUGUCUCUUUUGAUGAGAUUGAUACCUUACGGGUUUCUUCGUAAAGAAGUGGAACUAUUAUUGCGCACUGCUGGUUACGACAACGUGCAGAACUAUAUCGCUUUAUACGAUCAAAUGUUGUCUAAAGUAUCAGCUGAGGACACUUUAAAGUUUCAGCUUCUAGAUUCCAACAUCGCACCAAAUUUCCAGGAACUCAAUAAAGAAUUCCUUUAUCGCUCUGUAUCCUUGCUCGCAAGCAAAACAGACGGCGUAACAGCGGAUUCAAUUGUUCAGACUACUUGCUGGAGCUUUAUACUGAUACAGUUGACCAAGGCUAAGUACCCACAGGAUGAGCUGCAGAAAAUUCUUGAAGACUCGAUGCCUGCGGAAAAAGUGGUCGCAGUUAUGAAGUCCUAUAAGGAAGGCUUUCCGAAUCCUGCACAUCGCUAA